Molecule: messenger RNA, 1488 nt
Organism: Musa acuminata AAA Group (dessert banana)
Lineage: Eukaryota; Viridiplantae; Streptophyta; Magnoliopsida; Zingiberales; Musaceae
Product: E3 ubiquitin-protein ligase ATL42-like
Exons: 1
Coding region: 12-1289 (425 amino acids)
Source: RefSeq, a predicted model, not a curated record
AUUCCAUUGUUAUGCCUUCUCUCGAUAACACUCCGUUUUCUCUUCGUUUCGUCUUCUUCUUGGUGUUGUUGGUCCCCGCCACCGUCGCCAGCGCACAGCACGCCGAUGCGGAGUACUUGCCGUCGGAGACCGCGAAGGUCUCGUUCGGCCCGAGCGUGGCAAUCGCGAUCGGCGUCUUCGCUACCAUGUUAUCGCUCACCGUCCUCCUGCUCGUGUACGUGAAGUGCCGUUGGUCGAUGCCCUCGGAAAGCAUCAUCCCUGCACCCACCCGCCAAACCCGGCAUCAGUUGUCAGGCAUCGACAGGACCGUCGUUGAGUCGAUCCCCUUCUUCCGCUUCGCGUCGCUCCGCGGCGUCCGCGACGGCCUCGAAUGCGCCGUCUGCAUAUCCAAAUUCGACGGCGAUGAGGUCCUCCGCCUGCUGCCUAAGUGCAAGCACGCGUUCCACAUCGACUGUGUCGAUCGCUGGCUCGAGGGCCACUCCAGCUGCCCGCUGUGCCGGUGCAAGGUCACCGCCGUGGACGUCGCCCGGUUCGCGAACUCCACCAGCUCCAGGUUCUUGUUUGCCUCCGGUCAGCACGAGACCAGCGGACGUGAACUCGAGCUGUUCGUCGAGCGCGAGCGCGAGCGCAACCAUGACGCCGAACACCGCGGGUCAUCAAGAUUCGGGAUCGGAAGUAGCUUCCGGAACAUGGACAGGAGCACGAAGGAGAAGGAAAAGCUGCCAAUUCUAGAAGAAGCGACUGGUGGAGAUCAAUUCUUACACAAGUUCAAGCACAGGAUUGUGGUCUCCGACAACGUGUUCAAAGGCCGGUGGAGCGCCCUGAACUCAUCGGAUUUAGCGUCAUUGACCUCCGAUCUGCUAAGCAUUACGUUGAACGAACGGUUUGCGCUUCUCGGUCUGAACGAGCAGACAACUGGAGAAGAGAAGAUCUUCGUCGAUGGUAAGGAGACGACGGACGAGAAGAGUCUGCUUGAAGCCAAAGCAAACCAGAUCGGUGCACUUUCGUCAGCUGCGAAUCCAAACAUUCCCUCACCCUCGAAUGCCAACGAGAAUUUGAUCAGCCCUGCAUCGAGAGCUUCGAUUUCCUCGGCAAACAGAUCGAUGUCUGAUAUCACAAACCUGUCUAGAUCAAGACAAGAACGAGAUCCAGGUAACAGCACGUCGAGCAGAGACGAAGAUGAGAAGCUGAGGCGGCUUUGGCUGCCCAUUGCGAGGCGGACGGUGCAGUGCUUCGCUGGAAGAAGCGAUCGCAGACUCAGUACAGCAACGGAGAUUUCAAAUGUUUGACUCAGAAUCUUUAUUCACAAAUGUUGAUCUACAAAUGGUUUCCACCAAAGAUUAAUGGAAGUCACACACAGCCUGUUGUCCUGCACAAGCAGCGUAGAUUCCCAAAUUUGAAGUCAAAAGGUAGGCGUGAUCUGCGUAUAUGAUGUAACCAAAAUGUAAAAGGAGGGCAGAUCACUAUGAUUUGGCUCGGUUCAUAAGA